Messenger RNA from Fusarium sp. VM40, 1590 nucleotides. NCBI's taxonomy places the organism in Eukaryota, Fungi, Ascomycota, Sordariomycetes, Hypocreales, Nectriaceae. The record is from the annotation of a GenBank genome assembly.
AUGGAUGGUCAAGAGCUCCCAUAUCGAGGUGCCCCGUUUCCUACCAAGUGGCGUCGAAAUCACCCAAGAUCUAGAAAUGGUUGUUUGACUUGUCGGACCAAGCGUAAGAAAUGUGACGAAGUGAAGCCAAUCUGUACGGGAUGCACUCGUUCCAAGCAGGACUGCGUUUGGCCCACUCAAGAUCCGAAUCAACAAACAGAUACGCACUCUAAUGGUAUCACGCAAGACGGCAACUAUAUCGACAACUCCAAUCAGCAACCUCUUUUCAACCUUGAAGACUCUAGUGUACCCGCUACGUUGGUGAUCCCGCAAGCCACUGACACACCUUCAUCUUUAUCUCCCCGCGCGGCUCUUACUUAUGGCAACUUGGCCUAUCUAAGCGCCGAAUCGCGGCCCCUUUAUCAGCAGUACUUGGAUUUCACUGCCGACAUGCUGACACGGGGGCCUACCGUGGAUGGGAACCCCUUCAUCAACUAUUUACUCCCAUUGGCUGCAAAAGACCAGCUAGUCCUUGACUGUGUGCUUGCCAUUGCGGGAGCUCACCUUACGAUCAACGAUACUACAGUCGCGGGUCGCGGCUUGGAGGUGGUGACUCGUAGUCAUUUCGCACGUGUAUUGGCAGGUCUGCAAAAGCUGCUGUCUUAUGACACGGGCAUACUCAUCCCUGCAACAGACACGCAGACUAGAUCGACAAGGUCGUCGCAAGUUCUGUUAAUCUUGCAGCUUCUCUGUAUUUAUGAUCACAUGCAGGGAACUACUAGAGGCGCAAUUUAUCAUCAUCUGAAAGCCAGUCGCGAGUACAUAGCUUUGCUGGCGUCAGCUCCUCAGUCCAACAACGAGCUUGAGUACAUGCGAGGAUUUAUUUUGGAGCUGUACGCCUAUCAUGCAAUAAAGCUGGCUAUCUCUCCUCGCAACAUGCUUUCCGAGCAGACUGUGGAUAUUGAUCCCUCGGUACAUUCCUUGAAUGUUCUUAACGGCUACAAAACCCGAGGUUGUCUGCUUGGUUUCGGACAGCGUCUGUUUGAGAUGAUACCGCAGAUCUCACAACUCGUUGAAGCUCGUCGCGAGGAGGAACUACUGGAUCCCAGUAUACCUACAGCCCUGCAGACACAAUAUGAAUGUAUGGUUGCAAGAUUGGAAGCCUUCGACGCAUACGAAGAAAACCGCGAUGGCCUUCGUCCACGUCAAGAGGCCGUUGGUGCAACGAUUAUCUACCAGAACGCACUCAUUGUCUAUCUACACUCGGCAUUUCACGUGGACUUACUGGCCGAUCCACUCAUGGCAGCUGAACUCGAAAUGCGAAUCGGCAAGAUAAUGCCUUUCUUCUACGCCCUUUUCGUUAGCGAAUCUCCAUAUCGCCGAAUGCUUCUCUGGCCUGGAGUCAUGAUCGCUUCGUGCUCGCGACGCCAGGAGCAUAUCCGAGUGUUUAGGAUAGGAUUGAUCGGGAAGGCUACUCGCACACCUGGCGCAGUAAAGGCUGGUGCACGCUUGGUUGAACUUCUCUGGAAUGACCCAGAUCCCCGAGCUUUUGGUCCGAGAGGUUUGUCCUACAUCAUGACAAAGCAUGACAUCAAUUUUGGGCUGUGUUAG